GGUAUUGGCCAAAAUAUGUAUAUUGGUGUGUCCUAAACACAUACCCCUUAGAAAGUUUUAAUAAGACAUUUAUUUGGCAAUUUCUUAAAAGAAAAAUAAUGUCCUCACAAAAUAGUUUUUACAGUUAGGGCUGCAUGAUUAUGACCAAAAUCAUAAAACGUAUUUUCCUAUUUACAUUCAAUAAAUAUAAUUUACAUUUGAAAUACUUAUUUUAGGUAAAGCGACUGCAUACCGUGUUCUUUAUGUCGGCUACACAUCCAAAACAAGCAAAUUAUACAUCAGUAAAUCAGGACUAGUUGCCUGCAUGGCCAGUUUCACAUCGGCCCUUUUAGAGGCAUAAAGAACAAAGUAAAUUUGGAAUAAAUUAUACACCGAAGGGAGUAUCUGGCUAGUUAAAAUGAUAAACUUCUGGAAAAAAAAUACUUUUUGAUGCAAGAUGACACUUUUCACAAUUAGGUAGUUGUGACAGCUGAAAUUGUAGUCUCGAUUAUUUAUUCAUUUUUACAAAUUUGGCCCUCUCAUCAAAGCACAUUCAGGCUUACACAGUUAUGCAUGCACAAUUAGAUGCAUAUACAUACACUAACAGACUCGCAUGCAUAGAUACACUCGGAUUGGACGGUGAUGGUUGUUGUCUGAUGAAAGGAACAUUUGCUUCUGCAGCCUGGAUGAAAUGUGACUCAUCGUAAGACAGCUGCGGAAAGAUGACCCACAGAAAAAGAGAGACAGGCCGUGAACAUGAUUAGAGAGUCUGUGCUGUGACUUACAUGUAUGCAUAUAAACAAAUGAAACGAUGCAUCACUCUUGAAGAGAGUAGACUGCAUUAAAAUGCAUCUUUUAAACUUGUAAACUGAAUAUUUUUGUCUCUAGCGGUUCAGUGAUGCAUUUUACUGCCCCUGUAAUGUCAUCCUCUCUCUCAGGUGAGAUUACGGCAGGUUAAACAUCACCUGAAGCACAGGCAGACAGGUGUGAAGUUGAGCUGAAGGGCCCGUGGCCCUCGGAGACCUUUGGGAAACGGCACCCGUGGAUCGUGCGAGCAUCUUUAGCAAACAGACUUCAUUGCACACAGCAUGCGUGUGUGAAUGCUGUCAAUCAAACAGACUUCCUGUCGGUCACCCUCUAAAACUGGAAACAAUGACUAGAUUAAAUGUUUGAUCCACUAAACUGAGAAAGGGACGCUGUGUGGGUGUUGAAAAGUUGCUUGUUGUCGUGGCUAUGGGGAGUUCAGCCUCGUCUUUGACCACGGACAGAGAAUCAGAUCACGGGUUUGGUACCGCUCCGUUCCCGCCGGCCGCUCCAAUGGGUUGGCUCAGAACCAGCCACAGCAGUCCGGUGUGGGGAACCACUUUCAUCACGCACCAACAACAACAGCAGCCCAUUCCUCACAGAGAACGCAGUCACUCUCAUUCUCCUGGUUCGAUGGCCACAGUCGUGAGGAAUUCUGAUUGGUCAUGUGGGCGCUGCACGUUUCUUAACUCCAGCGGUUCCUUGCGCUGCUCUAUUUGUGAGGCUCCUCGGCAGAAGCCGGAUCUGAACCACAUUCUGCGACUCAGCAGUGCCGAGGAACCUCGCUGGUCCUGCCCUCGCUGCACCCUGACCAAUAACCAUGGACUAGGCUCUUGUUCCGUCUGUGGAGCUGCUCCAGUUACCCCCAACGGACCCCUUCCACCUAAACAAACCCCGCCCACUCCCAUAGAGCCCGCCUCAAGUCCUGAAGCCAAAGGUCAGGUAGCCAAUGGGGAAACUCGCAGUGCGGAACUCAAUGGGGAGUUGUCUGUAAGUGGGGAGGGGUCAUUGGAAUGGGCGUGUCCUCGCUGUACGCUUGUUAACACUCCAAUGGCGCUAUCAUGCUCGGCAUGUGGUGGUCCACGAAAACUCUCGCUUCCAAAGAUUCCUCCGGAGGCGCUAGUUGUACCUGAAGUUCGAACAGUUGUUGCAGGGUUUACAUCUCAGACUGCAGGAGCUUCGGCGCCAUUACUCAUUGAUCUAACUGAAGAUUCGCCACCCCAGGCACCUUCCGAAACCCCGUCUCCACCCCCUAACCCUGCCCCAUUUUUACCUCCUUCCUUGUCGUCGCUUCAGAAUAAUCCUGUGCCUCGCAGUCGAAGGGAAGUCCCGCCCCCUGGUCGCCCCCCAAACCCUGCGCCUUCGCCCACAUCCCCUUCAAUGUGCCCACCCACCAAACCCAAACCCCUCCCAUCAACGGAAGUUUACCCAAUGAAGCGCCUCAGCAUGCUGGAGGAGGAGCCCAACAACCCCACCCAACCAGUCACGUCUCCGCCUUCCUGGAAGUGCCCCGGAUGUUCCGCCCCGACAGCUCCUCCUUCAUCAUCUGCAGGUCGUUGCGAUGCAUGCCGAGGGUCUCGGCCGGGAUCGUGUGGUGAUGUCAUCGAUGUGCUGGGCGAAUCAGUACGCUUCACGCCAGCAUCACCGUCCAGCCCAGAUUUUAGCUCGUGGGCUUGUUCCAAAUGUACGUUACGCAAUCCGACGGGUGCAGGCCACUGCACGGCCUGCGGAUCGUCCAAAUUACAUGGUUUCUCGGAGCCGUCCAACUGUUCGUCAUGUUCACGGAAACAACCACACUCCCACGUGCGUGCCUUUAGUUCCACCUCCUCCUCAUCAAUGUCCUCGCCGUCCGCCGAAAAAGCGCAGGACAAGAGUGCGUGUCAGUGGACUUGUCCGGCUUGCACGCUGUUGAACGAGGGUCGGAUGAAGCAUUGUGCAGCCUGUCACACGCCGCAGCAGUACCUGAGUCUGCGCAAGACCGGGAAACCGCUCAAACGCAGAGAGAGCAUGCACGUUGAGGCACGCAGACGCACGGAUGAGGGCGAGGCCAAGGAAUUGUGGGAAAAUAUUGUCAGCUUUUGUAGAGAGAACUCAGUAAACUUUGUCGAUGACAGUUUUCCUCCUGGACCGCGUUCGGUCGGGUUUCCUGAGAACGACAGUGUCCAGCAGCGAAUCAAAAAGUGGCUCCGCCCUCACGAGAUUAACUGCAAUAAUUUUAAGGAUCGCGGUGUGAAAUGGUCCGUGUUUAGGACGCCCCGCCCCUCGGACAUACUGCAAGGCCUUCUUGGAAAUUGCUGGUUCUUAAGCGCUCUUGCAGUCUUAGCGGAGCGGCCUGAAUUGGUUGAGCGUGUGAUGAUCACCAGAACUAUAUGUGCAGAGGGAGCGUAUCAGGUGCGGCUGUGUAAGGACGGGACGUGGAUUACGGUACUGGUGGAUGACAUGCUGCCCUGCGAUGAAUAUGGAUUUCUGCUGUUCUCACAGGCCCAACGGAGGCAGUUGUGGGUGGCGCUGAUAGAAAAGGCUCUUGCGAAGCUGCACGGGUCGUAUUUUGCUUUGCAGGCGGGUCGUGCCAUCGAGGGUUUGGCCACGCUCACCGGCGCCCCCUGUGAAAGUCUGAUGCUGCAGGUGAGCUCGACCAAUCCACGAGAAGAACCGAUCGACACGGAUCUCAUAUGGGCCAAGAUGCUCAGCUCCAAAGAGGCCGGUUUUCUGAUGGGGGCGUCCUGUGGGGGCGGGAACAUGAAGGUGGAUGACGCGGUUUAUGAAUCUCUGGGGCUCCGCCCACGACACGCCUACUCGAUACUGGACGUCCGAGAUGUUCAGGGCUACAGACUGCUGCGUUUGAGGAACCCGUGGGGUCGGUUCUCCUGGAAUGGUUCAUGGUCGGACGAGUGGACUGAUUGGCCGCAGCACCUGCGUCAUGAACUGAUGGCUCACGGCAGCAGUGAGGGCGUGUUCUGGAUGGAAUAUGGAGAUUUCAUUAAGUACUUUGACUCGGUGGAUAUCUGUAAGAUUCAUCCUGAUUGGCAGGAAGUUCGUUUGCAGGGCUGUUUCCCCUGUCGGGCGGGUAAACCCGUCACAGUAACCGCCCUCACGGUCCUGGAGAGAACCGCGCUGGAGUUCGCCCUCUUCCAGGAGGGCAGCAGGCGGUCAGAUACGGCCGAUAGUCACCUGUUGGAUCUGUGUAUAAUGGUGUUCCGGGCAUCGUUUGCUAACGGGAAUAAACUGGUUCUGGGGCGUCUGUUGGCACACAGUAAACGCGCUGUGAAGAAGUUUGUAGGUUGUGAUGUCAUGCUGGAGCCGGGCGAGUAUGCUGUUGUGUGCUGUGCCUUUAAUCACUGGCAGAUGGACCUCACAGGGGCUUCAACGCCAGUGUCUAGUCCCACCAAUGCUCGGAGACCCAAUCAGGAUUUCCCAGGAUACAUCUUGGCCAUCUACAGCUCCAGACAGGUGAUGGUGGAGCAGGUGGAGGCCACGUCCACAACACUCGCUGAUGCCAUCAUCCUACUGACGGAAAACAAGGGAGAGAGACAUGAGGGUCGGGAAGGCAUGACAUGUUAUUACCUGACUCAUGGGUGGGCGGGGCUUAUCGUCGUCGUGGAGAACCGUCACCCAAAGUACUACCUCCAUGUGUCAUGUGACUGCACUGACAGCUUCAAUGUGGUGUCGACCCGAGGCAGCCUGAAAACCAUCGACAGCGUGCCGCCCUUGCACAGGCAGGUUCUGGUGGUUUUGUCCCAGUUAGAAGGGAACGCUGGAUUCUCCAUCACACACAGACUGGCCCAUCGGAAAGCUGGGCAGGCGUCUCUGGGCGACUGGACGUCCAGCAAGGCCACACACUCGCCCCAACUCACCCCAGACACUGACGGACUGCACAGACCACGGCCGCUUUGACACACGCUUACACACGCACACAUAGACACACAUGAAAACAGUCUCCAUUCAUUAAACGUACAUUAUAGACCCAUACAGACCCAUAUUGAUGAAUACACAUGCAGGCACUGAGAGGGUUUGAGUGGAACUACUGAGCCAAUCACGCGACUGCUCGCUGAGCCAAGACCCGCCCACUGCAAACACACACGUGUGUCAGCAUAAGGAUCUGGAGCCAUUCUUGGGCGUGUAGUGGAUCUCUUGUACAUCUCCUGUUGUACUGUGUUAUUUUUUAGUUUCAUUUAUCAAGUUCCGUCUAUUCAGUGAUUAAGUAAGAAGGUGAAUCUCAUGAAAACAUUUCACACCAAAAUUUAAAAAAAAAGAAAUUACUUUUUUCAUAAAGAAAAUGAAGCCUGUAAAAAAAGAAAAAUUCUUAAUCAGUAUUUCUAUUUUUUUUUUUUUUGUUGUUGUUGUUGGUUUACCAGUAAAUAAAU
Molecule: messenger RNA, 5147 nt
Organism: Myxocyprinus asiaticus (Chinese sucker)
Lineage: Eukaryota; Metazoa; Chordata; Actinopteri; Cypriniformes; Catostomidae
Product: calpain-15-like
Exons: 12
Coding region: 1213-4677 (1154 amino acids)
Biological process (GO): proteolysis
Cellular component (GO): cytoplasm
Molecular function (GO): calcium-dependent cysteine-type endopeptidase activity
Source: RefSeq, a predicted model, not a curated record